Molecule: messenger RNA, 9503 nt
Organism: Equus caballus (horse)
Lineage: Eukaryota; Metazoa; Chordata; Mammalia; Perissodactyla; Equidae
Source: RefSeq, a predicted model, not a curated record
AUGGUUACACACUUAAAAGAGGAGCAGAAUUUCAAUAGGCCGUUGUGAAUUAAGUCAUAUCAGGAAGAAGGAGGAAAGUUAAGGAUAUGUUCUAGAAACUGAAUAUUCUACUCUAUGCUAGAACAUAGGGGAGAAAUAAAAAGAUAAAAAGUUCGUUUACAUCCUGAUUAUGAAAAGUGUCAAGUGCUAUUUUGAAGGAGUUUGGUUAAUUUAGCUAACAUGGACAUGUUUUAAGCAUGAUCACAAUUAAAUCUAGGAUGUUAAAACUGGAUUGUCCUGAAAUAAUGUCUAAUAUGAGUUGCAUGCAUGAUUCUAAGAUCAAAGACAUUUCAAGUUUAGAUGUUCCAGUCAUACAAACCUGGGAAUACAUUCUGAUUAAAACAAGCAGCAUAUCUGCAAGAGUCUUUAAUACUGGGAUCAUUUGUGGCCCAGAGCAUUUCAACUUGUACAAAAGGUACCAGAGGCAAUAAUACUUCCUAGUUCAUGUUUUCCCCUGAAAGCUCCAGAAAAAAAGUUCUGUAUAUCGUCACUUCUGAUUUCAUAUAAGCAUAGACUGUCAGAGUGAAAAAGGACUUCAACAGUCAUCUAAUGCAACCAUAUGUCUGAGUCUUAAACUAUCCCAUAAUAUUUCUAUUGAAUAACUGUCAAGUGAUUGCCUAAACAAGAAUGACAUAGCUCCCUACUCUCUUGGAUUGUUCUCUUUCUUAUGCAGAUAGUUUUAACUAUUAGAAAGAUGUUCUUCAUUGUAAGUCAAAAUCAAUUUUCCUUUAUCUUGAACCCACUUCCCCUAGUUUUACUCCUAGAAAAAUUUCCAUUACCUUCUAUACCACAACUCACUGAAGGCAGUUUCUAUAUACAAUUCUCACAGUGAAUCACCCACUUGUUCCCUUAAAAUUCCUUCAUCUAACAUGCCUUGGUACCCUGUAUUUAUCCUGAUCAUCCUCCUUUGAUCGAACCUGAUUUACCCAAUGAAUGUCUCUUCAGAAAGCAAAACAGAAAUUAGAAUUUUAGAAAUUGGAGUUUACCAAUCCAAGGCUGACCCCUCCAAAGGCUUAGGUGCCUGUACGCCACAUCUCACUGUGACUCAGCUUCUCUAGAAUGGUCAAUUCCAGAGUCUACUUCAGGUUCUCAUAAACCCUUAGGCCAAAUAAAGUGGCUGACAGCCACUUCUUUCUUUUACCCAAACUUUGAAUUAAUCAUAUGUUUAAUGAUUCCAUGGUAACCACUCUACAGUUACCAUGAACAUGGGUCCAGGAACAACAGAUCUCAAAUUGACUCUGCAGUAGAAGAUAUUUCCAGUAAAGAGAUAUCUAGUAGCUAAAUUUCUUAUUUCUUUCUUUCAUGCAUCCAUGUGUUCAUUUUAAAACCACUUACUGAACCCUUAUUUCAUUUCAUCUUGUCCAACUCUAGGUGUAUCCAAUACAUCCAGAGCAAUGACUGACACAUACUGUGUUUUAAUACACACUUUUGCACUUGUUACUAUCCUUUUAAAAUUACUAGAGCUGCAUUACAAUAGACAAACUCUAGUCUGGGGUGUGAUGAUCAGGGAAAAGCCCUCAUUCAAACAACAUGUGCUAGUCCAGGUGACAUAUAUAAGACAGAAAAUUAAUAGUUGAAGUCGGUGACUUGGCUGACAAUGAUGAUCAGCACAAGAUCUAUUUCAGUAACGAGUGGGAAAAUAAGACAAUGGAAACACAAAGUGUAGACACUAAUUUCCAGAAGUUUCACCAUGAGUAAGAAGGAAGAAAUAAGGUGUGUCUGGGAAAGUGGGAUUGUGACCUUUUUAUUUUAUUUUAGAUUCCUAGGUCACUCCCUGCUUUUCCUUGAAGACUUUAAUCCCUGGCUCACUGCCACCCUCCUCAACACACUGCUGCUGUUAUAGAUCUUGGUGAUUUUAAUUUUGAUACAGACUGAAAUAUUCAAAUAUUCUGCAUUCUCAGAAUUCCUUGAUCCUCAUUGCCCCAUUACCUCUGUCACUCACUCCCAUGGUCAUUACAGGUCAUUGCAUCCCCACUCUCCAAAUUCUGAACCCACAGAAUCCAGAGCAAAAUCAAACGGUUGCUGUUUUAAGGGACUAAGUUUUGAGAUGGUUUGCUAUGCAGAAAUGGGUAACUGAAGCACUGAGACAAUCAUGCUCCCGUUUAUUUCAUCAAAACAGAUGCCAGCGGGGCUUUUUCACAUUACCAAUAAAAAACUGGCUGCUUGAAACUAUUACCUCUCAUGCUACAGAGAGAGAGGGGAAAUCACGGGCCAGAAAGCUUCCAAAGAAAAAAUAUAUUUAGUACAUACACCCCAAAACCAUAAAGAUGAUGUAUUUACCAGGGCUCUUAGAUGCAAAUAACAGAAACUGACUAUGCAUGAUUUAAAUUAAAAGAGAAAAUAUAGAAAUAAUGGUAAUUUUGGUCCUGCAGCUAGAAUCACAGGCCAAAAUCAUAUUACAGUCCAAUAAGGACAUCACUGCCAUUCAGCACUAGAUGGUGCAAUCUACACUGUGAUCACCAUCAGCACAGGCCCUGCUGCUGAGCCUGGAAACUAGGGUGUUGCUGCUUCCUCUGCCACUGACAGAAAAAGAGAAAAAGAAAUUGUCUGCAAACACCACAUCAGUCAGGUGAUGCAGGUUAAUAUCACCAGUGAUAAGUCAUGUUGAUAGUAUGUAGCUUUGAUACAAUGUGACAAAAAUGGCACUCUAUCUCUGUGAACUUCCUCCCCAAAACUUAGAAUCCCAGUCUAAUCAUGAGAAAAAUGUCAGAUAAAUUCCAGUAAAGAGGCAUCCCACAAAAUACUUGACAAGUCCUGCUUCAAACUGUCACGGUCAUCAAAAACAAGGAAAGUCUGAGAAACUGUCACAGCCAAGAAGAGCCCAUGGAGACACAACAAGUAAAUGUAAUGUGGUGUCCUAGAUAGGAUCCUGGGUCAGAAAAGGACAGAAGGGGAAAGACAAACAAAACAAAACAAGGAAAUCUGAAUAAACUAUGCACUUUAGUUAAUAAUAAGGUAUCAAUCUGAUUUUCUUAGUUGUAACAAAUGUACUAUAAUAAUGUAAGAUAUCAAUAAUGCGGAAAACUGUGUGUGGGUAGGUGGCAAUUUGCUGUACUAUCUUCUCAAUUUUUCUGUAAAUAUAAAGCUGCUUUAAAAAAUAGUCUAUUUUUUGAAAAGAAAAGAAACUGUUUGCCGUCCUUGCUUUUUUAUAUCACCAGCUCUUAAUUCAUAAGUCUGGACUGGGUGUAUCUAAUUGAUUGAAUCCAAAUUACAUGCUGUGCCCUAGCUGCAGUGGAGACAAAGAAAGUGAAUUUUGGGUGUAUUUAGCUUCCAUGGAGGGAGGCAGACUCUAACUUCCCCCAAGAGUCACAAAAGACUAUGAACAUAGAAAGGGUAUUCAGAUGAUCAGAAGCCAAAAAUUGACAAAUGUUAUUACACACGGCCCGUGCAACCAAAUCACCCCACCAAGGUCUUCAUUACCCACAAAUUCCAGACUGUCAAGUGUUUCUCACAAUCUAUACAAUGCAGUAUUCUGAUAAAGUGUAGAACACAGAAGGUUGAGUGAAGAGAUACAAUAGCUUAGCAUAGGGAAUGCUUCUACAGGGUGUUAAGACAGUCCUCAUCUGAUCAUGUUUACUAAUAAAUUCUAAUUAUUUAAUUCUCUUACUAAUAUAUUCCCAAAGCCUAGAUUCUCAAUAAAAAUUUGCUGAAUGAAUAUAUAAGUGAUCUAGGAAAUGUGUUGGCUUAAGUCAGAUCAAGUUUUCUCUGUAUUUUUCCUUAAAUAAGUACAGACAGGCUCUAAUUUAGAAAAGCUGCAUUUCAUGAUGAUAGAAAGGAAUGGCAUUUGUAGCCAACAAUUCUGCACAUCUUAAGGAUUUAGUCCCAGGUGGCUUCAGAGUCCUUUACAUUGAAAGUCAUAUAUUGAGAGAAACUUGUGAAAUUGUGCCAUAAAAAUAGCUGGAGCUUCCGUGAGAUGACUGCGACCUGAAAAUGACCCUGUUCAACUAGGAAGAAGUGUCCAGGCUUCAGCAGACCUUUGAAGACACAUAGUCAGAAACCUCAUGCCCACUAGAGGUAUGUUAGGAAGGCUGGUCAUUCUCCCUCCUAGUCUGUGCCUUUUCCAUUUCCCUGCACUCUUAUUUGGCUGGAGAUCAUGUCUGAGCCUGUUUACUGGCAAUAUUUUCAAGUUAAAUUUUUAUUUUUCAGAGCUAGUUAAAUACAACUUUUACAAAGGUCAGCUCCAUCACAAACAAUUCAUGACACACACCAUACCCCCAAUCUUGGAAAAUAUCAUUCCACACUUCUGUCCUACCUUACUAAUGGGCCUCCAAAUCUUGAAGCAUUGAAUGAGAAGCAGUGGGACAAGCAUGAAGUGAUCUGAGCUUGAAGCUUAGCUUUGUCAUCUUUUAGUUUCAACGAACUUGUGGGUGAAAAUCUCUACCUUAUAGUAUUGUGGUCAUGAUUAAGUGAGAUGAUGUUUAUAAUUUGCUUAUGAUAGCACUGAGUACAGAGAAAGUUAGCCAAAACAUCCUAGUUCCCAGGUAUAAAAAAAUCCUUGUUUUACCUGGUCAACUCACGGUCUCGAUUUGAAGCUCCCUACCAAUUUAGGUUCUUCCUCUGGGACUCAGUCUUAGACUCUCUCCUUUGAUUCUCCUCUCUCUCUGCAAUCUCAUCUUCACUCAUAACAUUAAUUAUCAGCUACCCAGAAGUGACACAAAUUGUACGUGUCUCGCUCCAGACACCUCUAAGCCCCAGAUGCCUAUAUCUAACUGCCUAUUUGACAGUGCUUCUCGGAUGCCUCAAAGUAUCUCAUACUCGACAAGUGAACUCAUGAUCUGCAAGAUCUUUACCUCGAUGCAAAACUGAAUGAAUCAGUGAGCCAUUAAAUGAGAGAAAAACAUGUUAAACCAUGGUACACACAAAAUGACAUCUUGUCGAAUGUUUGUCACUGUUUUUUGCUUCCGAGGAAACGUCGGGGAGAGGGAGAAGGAAGGGACGAGAAGUACGUAUGAAAGGUUUUGGCCAGUUUUACCUGACAGCUUCCAGAAAGCAACGAAGUUUGACUUGCACUCCCUCGCCAACGCCAAGAGAGCACAGCAUCCAGACACCGGUGAGCCUAGGAUCCGACGCAAGUCUACGGCGUGGGCGGGGCCUGGGGAAAGGGGCGGGACUGGGCAAAGCAGCAUGGGUCUACUUGACAGACUCCGGCCGCGGGGGCUUUUGGGGGCUUCUUCCAUUGCUGGCGCGCCUGCGUGGGAGUGCUUCGAAGGCGCCUUGGCUUGUGAGGGACAGAGACCGCGGCAGCAGUUCAGGGCCGGGUGUGGCGAGGGUUUCUUAGUUCUGGCGUGAUUACCAGCGCCAGCUCCCUUCACCGGCCAGGAUGGCGAUUUCCGCGCCUAGUCUCUGAACUGGCGCCUGGGCGUGGCUGAACGGAGCCCUGCUGGCAGGUAUCACCCGCGUCAGGCGGGCGGUGAGGACGCGGGCGCGUGGAAUAGGGAAUCCCGCUUGAGGGCGUCCGCGCGGAACACGCCCUUCUCCUCGGCUUGUUUGCAGUUACCCGGAUUCCAGCGCUGCGCUCGGCAGUGUCUGCUGGGAAAGCUGGAGGAGGGCCCGAGCUGACGGAGGGAUGGAGGCGAGGGCUGCGGCAGGAAGUUAGUGCGUAAGAGAGCAGGGAGAAGGGGGUUAGGAGUGGGAUACAGGGCGGCUGGGUCCUAGAUCCAGUCCUAGUAAACCAGGAAUUUAACUUCGCUGCUGUCCCUUCUUCCUUUCUGUAACGGGAGCAAUCUCCACGCGCUGAACCUGUCUCUCAGGUACCUGAACAUUGGCCUUGUGUCUGAAGCUCCUAGAACUUUUCUCUUACUGAGAUCACACUGUUUAUAUAUAGUGCACAAGUGCUUAGCCCAAGCCUGAGAAUUAUUGGAGCCCUUUGAUAAGACAAAUUCAAACUACAGUGGGAGUUCUAUCUAGGAAGAUGCAGCCUCUGGACAAGUUGAUGGCUAUCUCAAAACCUCAAAACCUGGCUCCUCAUGAACAAAGUGAGAUCCUGAGAUCAGAUUUGUCUUGGCAGCAGGAAACCACCCCAGUCAUGGAGACAUAUGACUCUGAAGCCUCUCGUCGAAAGUUCAGGCAUUUCCAGUAUUUUGAGGUGUCUGGGCCACAUGAAGCCUUGAGCCAGCUAUGGGAGCUAGGUCUUCAGUGGCUAAGACCAGAGAUUCAUACAAAGAAGCAGAUCUUAGAGCUGUUGGUGCUGGAGCAGUUCCUGACAAUUCUCCCUGAAGAGGUCAGGACUUGGGUGAACUUACAACAUCCAAAGAACAGCAAAGACGUGGUGACUCUUAUAGAGGAUGUGAUUGAAAUGCUUAAAGACAAAGAUAUGCCUUGCAAGGAUUCUGUCCUGUUCCAGAAGGGGAGCAUCAAGAAGGAGAAGCUGGAAGCUGAUUCACUAACAGGCAAAUCUCAGGAACCGGUGACGUUCAAAGAUGUGGUUGUGGAAUUCAGCGAGGAAGAGUGGGGGCAGCUGGACCCUGCUGUAAAGAACCUGUACAGGGAUGUGAUGCUGGAGAACUAUAGACACCUGAAUUCACUGCGUAAAGACCAUCUACUUUCCAAACCUGUUGAGAUGUCCAAGUUGGAGAGUAAGAAAAAAAGAUGGAUAAUGGAGAGAGAAAUCCCAAGAGCAACCAUUUUUGAUAGAGAGACAAUUUCGGAAAACCAAAAUUCUGUUCCAAAGCAGAGAAUUUCUAGAGAAGAACCAUCCCAUGGAGUGAUUAUGACAAGACUGACCAAAAGUGGACACCCUUCUUUAGAUGGUUGGAGAAGUGACGAUUGGUUAUAUAGGAACCAGGACCACUGGGAUGUAAAUUUACCACGUGAAUCUUUCAUUUACAAAACAACCUACAAUGAGGAGGGAGACUUUGAAUCUAGUGAAAGUAAGAAAAGCUCUGAUGUUCUAUCAGUUAACUCAAUUUUUGAUACGCAACAGGGAAUUCCUAUGAGAAAGGGGCCCCCAAAGUGUGGUAAGUUUAAAACUAACUUCAAAUUUAAUUUAGACUCAGAAGGUAAGCAACAUUUAGAGUAUAAUGAAUCUGAGAAUGCCUUGAGCCUGAGUACAGAUAUUCACCGCCCAAAAGGUCAUACCACAAUGAAUUCCUAUGAAUGCUGUCAGUGUGGGAAAGCCUUCAGCCGGAGUUCAUCCCUUGUUCGACAUCAAAUCAUUCACACUGGAGAGAAACCCUAUAAAUGCUGUGAAUGUGGGAGAUUCUUCAACCGACGUUCAAACCUUACUAAGCAUCAAAAAAUUCAUACUGAAGCAAAGGCCUAUGAAGGCAAUAAAUUUGGAGAAGCCUUUAGUAAGAGUGAAGACAGUAAUAAAAAUCCAAAACUGCAUUCUGGAGAUAAUCCCUAUGAAUGUAACUGUGGAAAAUCCUUCAGCAGGAGCUCCUCACUUAUUCGACAUCAAAUGAUUCAUACAGGAGAAAAACCAUUCAAAUGUAAGGAAUGUGAGAAAACCUUCAAUAGGAGUUCAAACCUUAAAAAACACCAAAAACUUCAUAGUUAUAGGGCAACUCAAGAGAAGUCCUAUAACAGAAAGAAAUUUGGGAUUAGCUUCAGUCGGAGUGCAGAACUCAUUCAGCAUCCAUGAAUUUAUGCUGGAAGGAAUCCUAUGAAUGUAGUAAAUGGAAUAAAAUAUUUGUCAGAGAUUAUUCUUUAAUUGAUAUGACAGAAUUAAUAUUUGAGAGUAAACUGUCGGAGCUUUUCCCAGCUCCCAAGGCCACAAGGGCUUGGAGACAAAUGUAUUACCAAACAAGUGUUUGUCUGUCAUUAUUCUGAUACCCAAUACUGUCAUCUCUCCCUACUUCAUAAAUGGGACCUAUGGUAUACUUAUAUUCACCUGAUCUAUUGAUGAAGUAGAUAUUAAGGAGGAGCCAUGCAAUACCCUUGGAAUUGAUAUUUAACGAAACUCACACUUCAAACUGGCAGUCCUCGUAAGGUCACAAGAAACCAGGAGCUCACAAGAAUAUAGGCUACUGCUAAGGACUGAAUUCUCUCUGAAUUAAUGGCAAAGACCACAGUGACAGCCAAUUAGUCCACUCCUGAUAAUAUCCUUGUUUCUCCUGCUGCUAAGUGGGGACUAGAAUUGGAAGAAGGUUAUCAACUGCAGUGGGAAGUGGGUGUGGUGGUGGUAAUCUACAUGUAUUCCUCAAUAUCUGCAUUUUUUUAAAGUACUCUUUGGGAUCUAGGCUGGAGAGACAUCCAUUGCCUAGGUGUAUCAUUUGUCCCAAACAUUAAAGGAUCAAUAAAGUUUCCUAAAAGUCUGUGCACCAGACCUGCCUCUUGCUACUUCUAAGCUACUUCAGGAUCCCAAAGGGUUCUUGAGCAAAGAUGCUUAUCUUAACUCUGCCCAAAAAGAUUCAUACUGGAGACAUUUCUAGUGAAUGAUGUUGGUGGCUCUUUGUCAGAGCUCAUACCUUAUGCAAAAGCAGAAAAGGUAUACUGGAUUGAACCUCUAUGAUGAGUUGUUAAAUGUGGAAAAUUCUGUGUUCAUUUGUUCAUCCUUUGCAUCACAAGUUGUAUUCUUUAGGUCAAAACCCUAUACAAAUAAUUGUUAUGAAAAUUCGUAUAAACAUAAGGAAACUUGUAGAACAUCCUAACAGGAGAAAAACACUCUGAAUGUAAGAAGUUCUUGACGCAUAUAGUUCAGUCAUUCAUCAAAUGAAUUCUGGCGUUCUCAUUUUAGGUGUUCUGAAUGUAAUAGUUCACGUUUUUAUAUAAGUGAUUUUCUUUUGCAUGGUUGAAAGAUAAAAGUACUCUUUUCAUUUUUUAUCUUUUUUCAACAGCUAGCUAUUUGGGGAAAAGUAAGAUGCUUAUUUUUUUUCUCCUAAGCUUUCUAAAAAAUAAAAAGUUUAUUUUUUGAAACAUAUGUAGCUUCAAAAAAUACGUCUUCAGAGUGCAUUUAAAAUUUAAUUUUUGCAGAAUAUUUACAGCCAAUUAACAUUUUCCCCCAGCCGUUUUCCAUAAACCUACUUAUUUAAUUUGAGUUGUACUGUGUGCAUUCAAGGGUAGAUAUCUAAGCUGAAACAUGAAGAGUGAGUGGAAAUUAGAUUGUGUGUGGUGGAGGGUGAGAAUGUUAGAGGUGAAAAAGGAGAAAUGAGUACAAAGCUACAGAGGAAUGAGGGCAUGAUACCAAGAAACAGAAGUCCACUGGCUGGAAUAUGGCACUGGAAUAGAAUGGAGCAGGAAUACAGAGAGGUGAAGCUAGAGAGAGUCAAAGGCCAGAUCGUGAAAGGCCUUGUAAGCCACCUUUGAAGUCUUGACUUUAUCCUAAAGGUAAUGGCAAAAAAUAAAAUUCUGAUCUCCACAAUUAUUUAGUGCUUUGAAAGUGCUAAUUGAAAUAGAGAAGAAAAAUAAAUGUAAAUUGGAAAGGAGAAAGUCGUUUGCUGAUGAUAUAGUAAACCAUCAGGACAACCUAAGAAAAUUAACGAAAAACUUAGAUUUAAUAAGUGAAUUCAGAUAUACUAGAUAUA